AUGCCACUCGCCCCCUUUUCCCAGGGCCUCUCUUCCCUUGCCCGGCUGAAUCACAAAUGGGCAAGCCGGGUUUCGAGGGAAAAUGAGGGAUCUGGAAAACCUCUGCCGAAUCGUUUGCUGGACGUCUUUCUUCGUACAUGGGAUCUAGGCUUUACAGCCUUCGGAGGACCACCAGUACACUUCCAGAUUCUACAUAGCAGGUUCGUGGAGGGAAAGGGCGAUAAGGAAAAAUGGGUAGAUGAACAGACAUAUCAGGAACUCUUUGCUAUCUGUCAGGGUCUUCCGGGUCCCGGUAGCACGAAGAUGGUUUUCUGCCUAGCCCUAUUGCAUGCAGGAUUCAUUCCUGCCAUCCUUGUGUUUUUGCUUUGGACUCUUCCUGGCGCAAUUGGCAUGUAUGCACUCUCACUUGGGGUGCAAAAUAUGAGUGAAACUCUUCCCGAAAUUGCCUACUCCUUACUUUCUGGCCUCAACGCCUCCACAGUAGGUAUCGUUGCACUUGCGGCCGUACAGUUGUCCGAAAAAGCUAUUCGCGAUAAAUUGUCCCGUAUCCUUGUGAUCUUUGGCGCAUGUGCUGGUCUCUGUUACAAUGCGCUCUGGUACUUUCCAGUACUGAUGGUUAUCGGUGGCUUCCUCACCAGCAUCUGGGAUGGAUGGUUCUAUCAACAAUUGCUGAGAGCAAAACUCGCGUGGAAGAACAGACAUCGUCGUCCUCAACAACCGGACGAGGCAAAUGGGGACUCCAUAGCCAUGGACGAUACAACCCUGGAAGAGAAUAGAGUGCAACGGAGUGAGACGACGCGAUCACGAAGGACAGAUCCUAAAGUCGAAGAACUGCCACAGAGCACAGCUGAUACUACAAGCCCAACGCCGUCCGCUGAAGCUGAUUCACAGCACAUAAUUCGGAUUCGGGUCGGGAUUUUGAUUAUGUGUCUCUUUUUUGCUUCCUUCAUCGCAAUUCUUGUUGCCAGAGCCCAGAUCACCACACCCCCACUGGUCCUUGACCUCUUCGCCAAUAUGUACCUUGCCGGCACUGUUAUCUUUGGUGGAGGUCCUGUUGUCAUUCCCCUCUUGCGCUCCUAUGUCGUCGAUCCCGGUUGGGUCUCUAGUAGAGACUUCCUGAUCGGCCUUGCCAUUAUUCAAGCCUUCCCCGGUCCCAACUUCAACUUCGCUGUCUUCUUGGGGGCACUAGCACUACAGCGCUCGCAAUUCCCGACCGUCUUCGGCGCUUUCCUCGGCGGCUUAGGAAUCUUCCUUCCGGGAAUCACGUUGGCCGUUGCAAUCCAGAGCUUCUGGCGCGUGUUGCGGAAGAAGAAGUAUGUGGUGGACUUCCUUAGAGGGGUUAAUGCCACUGCAGUUGGGCUAGUAUUUACGGCUGUGUACCGGUUGUGGGAGAUUGGAUACCUGAGUUCUGAAAGAAGCGACGGACAGAGUCUGGGUAAGGAACCAUGGUGGGUGGUUGUUGCGGCGGUAACAUAUUCAGGGAGUGCAUGGUUCAAAGUACCCCCACCCGUGGCGAUUGUAAUGGGUGCUAUUCUAGGGUUAUGCUGGUAUGGAGCCGUGGGGCGAUAG
Molecule: messenger RNA, 1569 nt
Organism: Penicillium egyptiacum
Lineage: Eukaryota; Fungi; Ascomycota; Eurotiomycetes; Eurotiales; Aspergillaceae
Source: the annotation of a GenBank genome assembly